AUGCCCAGGCCGGGGAAGAGCUCGUACAGCGACCAGAAGCCGCCUUACUCCUACAUCUCGCUGACAGCCAUGGCCAUCCAGCACUCGGCCGAGAAGAUGCUGCCGCUGAGCGACAUCUACAAGUUCAUCAUGGAGCGGUUCCCCUACUACCGGGAGCAUACGCAGCGCUGGCAGAACUCCCUGCGCCACAACCUCUCCUUCAACGACUGCUUCAUCAAGAUCCCGCGCCGCCCCGACCAGCCGGGCAAGGGCAGCUUCUGGGCGCUGCACCCGGACUGCGGGGACAUGUUCGAAAACGGCAGCUUCCUGCGCCGCCGCAAGCGCUUCAAGGUGCUGCGGCCCGAGCACCACCUGCCCGGUGGCGGCGGCGGCGGCGGCGGCGGCGGCGGGGGUGCGGGCGGCGGCCCCGGCAAGCCCGCGGCGCCCGCCCCGCACAUGCUGCACUACUUCCACCCCCGGCCGCCGCCGCCGCCGCCGCCGCCGCCGCCGCCGGGCAAGGCGCCGGGGCUGGCGGGCUCCGAGGCGGCCGUGGCAGCCGCCGCCGUGGCCGUGGGGCGGCUGCCGCCGUUCUCGCCCUACGGCGGCGGGCAGCCCUCGGGCUUCAAGCACCCCUUCGCCAUCGAGAACAUCAUCGGCAGAGAUUACAAGGGCGUGCUGCAGGCCGGCGGGCUGCCGCUGGCCUCCGUGAUGCACCACCUGGGCUACCCGGUGCCCGGGCAGCUCGGCGGCGUGGUGGGCUCCGUGUGGCCGCACGUGGGGGUGAUGGACCCGGUGGCCGGCGUGCCCGUGCCCCCCGACUACGGACCCUUCGGCGUGCCCGUGAAGGCGCUCUGCCACGCGCCGCCGCAGACCAUGCCCGCCGUCCCGGUGCCCAUCAAGCCGGCGCCCGCCGUGCCCGCCGCCUCGGCCCUGCCCGCCCUCGCCGUCGCCGCCUCGCACGCCUGCCCCGCCGCCUCCCCGGCCGCCGCGGCGCUGCUGGAGCCGCGCGCGGGCGGCGCCGCCGAGGGCAAGGGCUGCCUGCCCUCCGUCCUGGUGCGCUCCUGA
Messenger RNA from Dromaius novaehollandiae (emu), 1044 nucleotides. RefSeq names its product forkhead box protein B2-like. The record is from RefSeq and is a predicted model, not a curated record. Bases 1 to 1044 code for a protein of 347 amino acids. Gene Ontology annotation, biological process: cell differentiation; anatomical structure morphogenesis; regulation of transcription by RNA polymerase II. The transcript has a single exon. Gene Ontology annotation, molecular function: RNA polymerase II cis-regulatory region sequence-specific DNA binding; DNA-binding transcription factor activity, RNA polymerase II-specific. Lineage: Eukaryota; Metazoa; Chordata; Aves; Casuariiformes; Dromaiidae.